ACAACAGGAAACCAUCACCAUGACUACCAGCACAGCCACCUGGAUCUGACUGCGCUCACACCUAAACUGGCCCACAGACAAAUGAGACACGAGAGACCCCAGCGGAUGAACAACAUCCUGACCUCGGCCACGGAGCCCUACGACCUGUCCCUGUCCAGAUCCUUCCAGAACCUCAGCCAUCUGCCGCCCUCCUACGAGCUGGCCCUCAAGUCUGAUUUAAGUAAAUACUCGUCCUCGCUCGUCAGAUUAAGUGAUAAGGACGUUGAUGAUUACUACACGAGGAAGCAUCAUCAUGCUGACUUUGGCGGCAGGGGACCGACCCACAUGGUGAAGCUGAACACAGAUCAUCAACAGCACCAGCAGCGGCAGCGUCCCCGUCGAGUCCAGAGGGCCAUGUCCCAGGACCACGUCUUGUCUCCCCCCAGGACACCACGCCGUGGAGACUAUGGCUUAUCGUCGUAUGGCGUCAUGGCAGCUGCAGCGUACAGCAGCAGCCGGCACCUCUCAGACGAGCAGCUCCUGUCGGCAGACCGCCUACAUUCCCAGGAUCCCUUGCUGUCGCCUGCGAUGAGGCGUGACAAGUUCCGGGAGAAGGCGAUGGCACGGGCGAUGUCUCACGCCGACAUGUUGAUGCCCGUAACGCCCGUCAUGGACCGCCACAAGAUGACCAAGAUGCACUCUCAGCCCAGUGCCUCGAACGACUCCUACAACACGCUGACGGUCAACCACCAGGCGACCACGUCGAAGAGGCAGGCGUUUGCCUCCCGACGAACUCACACAGUGGACCACCUACAGUACAUUCCUGGCCACCACCACACAUACCGCACUGCCAGUAAGAACGAAGUAACUGUUUAACCACAGAGAGGUUAGCCGAAGGAUCCCUGAGACUCAACACGACGUCCACAGAGUCUCCUAAGCAGCAGCGACGUCUUCUUGUUCAAACGACCUCCUACAUUAAACUCUUCCUGCUUUUUAGCACAAGCUUCCUGUGUCAUCCAGGUUUUGGGUAACUAGAAUCAACCCCGGCAAAGACACAUCUCUCUAAAAGUAUCAUAAGGGCUUAGCGUGUUGACACAAAGAGAGAUCCUUCAUGUCAGACAUUUGACAGCGUGAAGAAAAUAUUUUUUAAAACUGGACAUGGGACUAGAGGGGAAUUGUAUCAACUUUAUAAAUAUAUAAAUAUACUAUAUUUACUACUUGUAUUUUCAGUCCUUGUUAUAGCUUUAGAGAUUCUCAUUGACUGAUGUAAGCACUUCAAGUAGUGCCUCUUGAAAUUGUCCCAUUUCUAUGAUGAAGUGGAUUCGUGGGUUAAAAAGCACAAUUUAUGAAUUCCCUUUUUUUGUUCAAAUUAUUUAUCUCUUAUUCUUUGGUAAAUGGCCAGAACAUAUCAGCUUAUUAGUGAAUACAGAGGCUGUUUCUGUUGCAUACAGUAGAAGAUUGUAAAUACGCUAUAUUAGCAGCAUUUAAAGACAAAAAGCUGGCCUUGGCAUUAUGUUGUGCUUUUUUUAUCUCCCACUUGGACUCUAUCACGGAUUCUCAAGUACUAAUUUCAGUUUUUAGAUAAGGCAAAAAACCCACAUUUAUAUCAUUUCCACAGAUGUCUGCAAUAUAUGUGGAUUUAAUAUCUAUAUGGGAAGUAUUGUUUUCUUCUUUACCUGUGCUUGUAGCAUAGAUAGUGUAUGAAACCACUGUUGGUUGGUAGUUUCAGACACCAAUCCACAUGUGAAAAUGGAGCCUGAUGGUUGUUAAUUAGAUUAUUUUCCAUUCACACAUUUCCUUGCUUUGUCAUCCACAUGUAUGACCCCCGACCCAACUUCCUCGGGUAGUGAUUGGCCAGCUGCUUCCAUCUCUUCAUACCAGGUACUCUGUGUUGGAGCUGAGGAGCGUAUAGGUUGAGUGGUAUUUUUGUGCUGGUGUGUUGAAACAAUCAGUGCUUUAGAGGACGUCAUACUUGCUAGUCAAUCAAGCAUUAAUUAAAACUGUGAAAUGUUGGUCCAGAUGUUUCCAUUAAAGCAAUGCCUUAUUGUAUGGAAUCCCAUAUGCUCUUCUGAACAAUCACCCUUUUGUCAUGUGUUGUCGUCUUAGCUUUUUGUGCAAUGUUAUCGAGUUUAAUUUACCAGCAGAACCAGCAGUAAAGACUUGUUCAGUGAUAGAUGAUGCAAUUAAUAUACCUCUGAAACACUAAAUUUAAUUGAGGGAGUUUUAAUCUCUGUAAGUAAAACAAUCAGUGCUUGUUAAGGUUUUUCUAUUGGAAAGAUGUUACAACAAUCACAUUACCUUAACUUUAUUUUAGGUCUAUUGGCCCUUAAGUAUGUAUACUGGUCUUUAAAUUCCAACUGUUUAUCAAGAUAAACCCAUUAGAGGAGGUCUCAUGGGACUAUUUGAUUCAAAAUGAUUAAGAAAAAAAACAACCAUGUUGGACUUGGAGUUAAACAAAGUGAGGUCUCAAGUCCGUACAAGUUAGUCCUAAAUCAAGAUCUGAUGUCAAGACAUUCAGCACCAAGCCUAGUCCCACUGACAAGACAAUUAAGUCCCAAAUCAAGACAAUUAAUUUCCAAGGUAAGACAAUUCAAUCCAAAAUUUCAACCAAAACAAGACAAUUUAGUCCCAAGUAAAGUCAAAACCAUGCACUUCCAAGUGAAGUCCCAAUGUCAAGACAAGUUUUCCUCUAGUAGAGUCAAUUUAUUCCCAGGUGAAGACAAUUUACACAUUGAAUUUCUGUAUAUUGUCAAAAUGUCAUUGUAAAGAAACAAGUUAGUUAUUUAAAAACCUUUAGAUUUAGAUUUUCUUGAAAGGUCCAUAUUUCAAUAAAGUCCAAAAUAGUCAACCUGUAAAGAUCUCUACAUGGUCAAGAACAUUUACAUCUGAGUCCUAAAGUCAAGAAAAUGUAUUUCUAAAUCAAGAAUAUUAAGUCCUGAAACAUCAGUCUAAGUCUACUAUUUAGUGCCAGGUUAAGACAAUUUGGGCCCAAGACUAGUACCAAAGUCAUACUAUUUAGUGCCAAGUCAAGACGAUUCAGUCCUGAGUAAAGAUGUUUAAGUCAAGACAAUUAAGUCCAAUGCCAAGUCACUAAAGAGCCAAGUCAUUUUUUAAGAUCUUUAGUUUUUUGAUUGUUCACAUGUCUAAUGGACCACUACAGACCUCUAUUUGAAAAAAUCAAACGACCGUGACAAUAUGUUUGUUUACUAUCAAACAGUCUGGUGGUCAUAAACUGUAUUCAGUAUGAAGUCUCCUGUAAUUCUUUAAACUUCUACUUCAGUGGCAAAGCCAUUUUUAAGUAUUAAAUCUAUGAUUAUGUUUAAACAAGCUUACAUCUUUACAACUUCAUUAAGUUGAUUAUCUGUUUUCUUUUUUUAUGACACCCCGUAAAUUAAUGACCUUGUAGGAAGGUGAAAAAUCUGCCAAAUGAGUUCAUACAAAUUGUUUCUUUUACAUGCUUUAAAUGUGCUACUUUCCUUUUAAUGCUGGGUCUGCAUUAAAUGAUGUCAAUUAGAGAUUGUCUUUUCUCCUAUAAUCAUGGUCUUUGUAUAUAUAUAAUAUGAUUUUUCUUCUUUUCUCUGAGAGUGCUUGCAGGUAAUGAAGUACAUUUUAUAGCUAUGGGUGAGAAGGAUGUUAAUUGUUCAGUAGGCUGCUUCAGACAGAUAUCUGUACCCUUUCACCUAGCUCGACUAAUCUUCACCAACGUCUCCUCCUUCUUUUCACUUAAUUAAUAAUGAUGUCAUCCCAAGAACCUUUUUAUCUAUGUGCAAUAUUUUCUAUUCAUGCACCAUAACUCUAUAGCCACUUACUCGUUUAAAAUGUUGUGAGGUUAAUUGGCUGCCAUAAAGGGUAUGUUGUCCUUUUCAGUUAGAAUUGUGGUAUUCAUACUUUAGAAGGAGUUUGUUUUAUAUGCAGCUUAAUGUGGUAUGAAUGAAACUGGUGUCUGGGUAACUUGCACAAAAUACUGGAGACUAAUUUAAAAGCUUCAAAACAACAAAAUAUGACUGUUCUUGUUCAUUUUCUGUUUGUUUAUAUCAUAUUAAAGCACAUCAUGUGUGUUAUAAAUCA
This is a messenger RNA of Labrus bergylta (ballan wrasse), 4047 nucleotides long. The record is from RefSeq and is a predicted model, not a curated record. NCBI's taxonomy places the organism in Eukaryota, Metazoa, Chordata, Actinopteri, Labriformes, Labridae.